AUGAUUGCGUCGCAUGUCCACGCCUUGCGCGAGGGCGACGACGCAGCGAAGAUGGCGGCGGCGCGGGCGCUGGGCAACCUCGCGGAAGAGACCGACAACCAGUUCCUGAUCGCCGAGGCUGGCGCCAUUCCGCUGUUCGUCGAGCUCCUGUGCGACGGGAGCGCAGCGGGCAAAGUGGCGGCCGCGACGGCGCUUUGCAACCUCGCGGACCACGGCGGCAACCAGGUCCUGAUCGCCGAGGCCGGGGGCAUUCCGCCGCUCGUCGACCUCCUGCGCGACGGGAACGCGGACGACGCCAAGCUCAUAGCUGCAUGGGCGCUGGGCAACCUCGCGUGCAACGACGACAACCAGGUCCUGAUCGCGGAGGCCCACGGCGUCCCGCCGCUCGUCGAUCUCCUGCGCGCCGGGAGCGUGGAGGACCAACGGCAGGCCGCGCGGGCGCUGCACAACAUCUCGUACAACAACGACGGCAACGCGAUCGCGAUCGCGGCGGCCGUCGGCCUCGACGCGCUCGUCCAGCUCGCGCGGAAUGGCCGCAUGACCUUAGGGCGCCGGCUCUCCUCCAACGUAGGCGGCCCCGCCAAGCGCAAGGCCGCGCUCGUCGUCGCCGCGCUGCUCGGCGGCUGCGUCCCGGACUCGGCGCGGCGCCGAGUCCCGCGCGUCAUCAUGGCCGUCAUCGGGUCCUACCUUUAA
This is a messenger RNA of Aureococcus anophagefferens, 693 nucleotides long. RefSeq lists its product as hypothetical. Gene Ontology annotation, biological process: nucleus-vacuole junction assembly. The record is from RefSeq and is a predicted model, not a curated record. Bases 1 to 693 code for a protein of 230 amino acids. Lineage: Eukaryota; Pelagophyceae; Pelagomonadales; Pelagomonadaceae. Gene Ontology annotation, molecular function: protein binding; protein-membrane adaptor activity. The transcript has a single exon.